GCGCAUGCAGCACGAAGUUCAUGAACCGUCGCGUAGUAAAUAAAAAAGAGACCGUCGGAACUGUAACUGAAACUGUUAUGGCGCGUUUCUUGUAACUGUUUAUGACAGUGUGCCAAAAUGUAUUGAAAAUCAAAUGAAAGCCGCGUGUUUAUAAUCAAUUAUUUAAAUAUUUAAACGUGCCUCUGUUUCGACAAGCUGUUGGCUCACCCAAAAAAUUUGUAUUUGCAAAAAGCAAUAUCAAAUUAAACAGCAUUUAACCUUAGACACAAAUUUAGGCAAUUUCCCAAGUGGUUUUAGACAAUAAAAUUCUUUGAGUGCAGUUUUGGCAUACAAUAUGAUGGACGUUAGCAGCAUGUACGGCAACCAUCCUCAUCAUCAUCCUCAUGCCACGGCCACUGCCUAUGAUGGCUAUGGCAGCAACUACUUUCCCUCCCCGACGCACCACCACCAGCAGCAGCAACAGCAGCAGCAACAACAGCAGCAGCAACUGCAUCAGCAACAGCAACUACAGCAGCAAGUGCAACAGCACCAGCAACUGGCCUACAGUGGCUACGACAGCAACUCGCCCAACUACUAUCAGCAGCAGCAACAGCUAACGCCACCGCCAGCACAGCACCAGCUGCAGCAUCCACUUGCGCAGCAGCAGCAACAGCAGCAGCAGCAGCAGCAACUAUAUCCGCAUUCGCAUCUGUUCAGUCCCAGCGCUGCGGAGUAUGGCAUAACCACCACGGCGGCGGUAGCGGCACCCAACAGCACUCCAUUGCAUCCCACUAGCCACUCGCCCGCCGACUCCUACUAUGAGAGCGACUCAGUACACUCCUACUAUGCCACAGCCGCUGUGGCAACGGUGCCGCCACCUGCAAACAAUUCACCGGUAACCGCGGCCAAUGCGACGCAGCAGCAACAGCAGCAGCAGCAGGCAUUGGAUGCGCAUGCGCCCAUCAUUAGCUCCGAGAAUGGCAUGAUGUACACAAAUCUGGACUGCCUAUACUCGCCCAGUGUGGCACAGCAGGCGCAGACUCAGCCGCAUGGCUAUGGCGGUCAAAUGGAGGAGAAAUAUGCAGCGGUCCUGCAUGCAGGCUACGCGGCACCGCCGCCUGGCAUGCUGCUGGAGGAUCCGGAUUCCAUGAUGCAACUGGCUGCCGGACAGCAACAGUCGCCGCCGCAGAUGUGGCAUCAUCAUCAGCAUAUGAGCGGUGGCUAUCCGCUAGAUGCGGGCAUUGCCAUGGACUAUCCACACGCCCACUUGCAUCACAGUCUCAGUCAUGGCCAUCUGGCCAGUUUGACUACCAGCGCGCAGCAGGCACAACAGCAACAGCAACAACAACAGCAGCAGCAACAGCAGCAACAGGCAAACAGCUCACAGGCUCAGGUUGUGCCACAGCAUUCGAUAUCACCAAACGGCUCGACCAACUGCAUGACCAUGGCCCGGAAUCAUCGCAGCGGUGGCGUCACAUCGCCUGGUAGCUCCACCUCGUCAUCAACAACAUCUGCGUCUGCAGCCAACUCCACGCACCAAGCGAGCUCACAAUCAAAAUCGCCAAAUCACGCGGCCAACAUUCCAACUUACAAGUGGAUGCAGCUCAAACGGAAUGUUCCCAAGCCACAAGCACCGAAACUACCUGCCAACAUGAGCAACAUGCACGAUUACCAGCUGAAUGGUCACCUCGACAUGUGCCGCGCCGGCAACGUUGGCGGCAGCGCUGCCGUCUUGCCCAUCCAGAAUCCACUGCUGCUGUCAAACAAUGCGGCCGCGGGCAGCGCAUCCAGCGGCCUGGGCGUGGGCCUAGCCAGCGGCAACGGUGCUGCCGGUGCCAGUGCCGGGGUUGGCCUCAGCGGCUGCAGUCUAUCCUCCACGAACAACUCGGGCCGCACCAACUUUACAAACAAACAGCUGACCGAGCUAGAGAAGGAGUUCCAUUUUAAUCGCUACUUGACGCGCGCUCGUCGCAUCGAGAUUGCCAAUACGCUGCAGUUAAACGAGACGCAGGUCAAAAUAUGGUUUCAAAACCGCCGCAUGAAGCAGAAGAAGCGCGUCAAGGAGGGUCUCAUACCGGCGGACAUUUUAACGCAGCACAGCUCACCCGUGAUAACUGAAAAGCAGCCACAGCAGCAACAGCAGCAACAGCAGCAACAGCAACAACAGCAGCAACAACAACAACAACAGCAACAACAACAACAGCCCGAGUUGAAGGCUUCCGAAUUGGCCAGCAAUGAGCUGCCAGCAACAGCAGCAGCAACAACGGCCGCAGCCAAACAGAGUUGAACAAUUUCCAUUGUUGCUGUUGUUGCUGCUGCUGUGGUGGUUGCUGUUGUUGUUGUUGUCGUUGUUCUUGUUUUUUAAUAUACCCUGUACACAAAUGUAUAUAAAAAAGGGCUUGCUGGUUUUAUGCAAACAGGCAGAAGGAGUUAUCUGCGACCUCAUAAUGCCGAGUCUACCAAGCUCCCCCUACUUGUCUAUCUGUCAGUCAUUCUGUUUGUCCGUCUGUCUGUCUGAAUGCAUCAAGCUCAGAGAGUAUUGGAGUUUAAGACUUCAAGUUUGAAAAGUAGCUGCAUUCACAAACUCGAUCAGCCACGAUUUAAGAUUGGAUAUUUUGAUUUGGUGCACUACAAAUUAAGUGUGUAGGUAUAAAGCGAUCAAGAACAUUUUUAGAAUUUUGAUACUUUAUAAAAGAAACACAAUUUUUGGGGCAUAACCCACUUAUUUGAAGGCCACAUCUAAUCCUUGGAAAUUAAUUAUAAAACGAACUAUUAACGGCUGAGUUAUUCAAGGGAAUGGAGAAGCACAGUGGCAAGGAUCUCGGUGUCGUGUACAGGGUAUCCCCUGGUCGGACGCAACCGACUAGCCCACUCUUGUUUUUUGUUGUUAUUAAUGCUGUUGUGUGAGAAUUGCCAAAUGUCGAGCGCAUUUUGUUGUGAUAAAUAAGUAAUUAAAAAAAGGCAAAAAGUAAAAAAAUAAAAACAAAACAAAUAUAAUAAACCUUAAAUUAAAAAUAUUAUGUCGUACGUGUAGCCAAUUAAAUGAAUACAAAAAUGUGCAUACUAAAUCAAUCAAUUCAUUUGCAAUUUGUACAAAUCAACAAAUCAACAAAUCAAAUACUAGCAUCUGUAGAAUCGAGGCGUCACCUUUGUUACGGACCUGUAAAAAUACUAACUAGCCGUUGAUGCUGCAGCUGAAUGUUAGACUAGCAUAAACUAAACUCAGGGUUAUAUAUUACUACUUUCAUACACCUAACUGUAGCACGCCGAGAAAUUGACUUUCAACAAAAAAAAAAACAAAGAAAAACACAAACAAAAGAAAACGUUUAACUAAAUCAAAAUCUGUACGUAAGCUACGAUGGCUAGAGGAGAAUCGCAAGCUAUAACUAUAUAGCUCAAUCGGAAAGACAUUGCAUUAUAAUGUACUCGUACUUGUGUAAUCGUAUGUAGUAUUAUUAUUGUUUAACUGUAAGCAAUGCCUUCUACAACACAAGAACAAUAGUUAUUUAUUUUGUGUUUGAAUAAGUUGGUAUUCAAUCUUGAUGUAUCUACCAUAUUAAUAGAUAUAUUCUAGUCCUAACUGUAAUAUAAUUAUAACUGUACAACACA
Molecule: messenger RNA, 3588 nt
Organism: Drosophila virilis
Lineage: Eukaryota; Metazoa; Arthropoda; Insecta; Diptera; Drosophilidae
Gene: lab
Product: labial
Biological process (GO): regulation of transcription by RNA polymerase II
Cellular component (GO): nucleus
Molecular function (GO): DNA-binding transcription factor activity, RNA polymerase II-specific; RNA polymerase II cis-regulatory region sequence-specific DNA binding
Source: RefSeq, a predicted model, not a curated record